Messenger RNA from Phodopus roborovskii (desert hamster), 1103 nucleotides. Its product is annotated as translation initiation factor IF-2-like. NCBI's taxonomy places the organism in Eukaryota, Metazoa, Chordata, Mammalia, Rodentia, Cricetidae. The record is from RefSeq and is a predicted model, not a curated record. The transcript is spliced from 3 exons. Bases 1 to 1083 code for a protein of 360 amino acids.
AUGUGCUCGCUGCAGGAUGACAACCACAACACUCCAGAACCACCCCCCUCUAAGGAGGCGGGGUUACACCAUCAGCCAAUCAGAGCCUGCGAUCCCGGGUGUCCAACCUAUGGGGUGGCCAUGGCUGUGCAGGGGGAGGACAUGGGGUGGUCCGGGAGGGGCCGCGUCCGUGGGAGGAGUGCACGUGUCCAGAGAGGCUGGGAACCCGCGAGCGUCCAGCUGCCGAGGCGCCCGCCCGGUGUCCGAGUCCAGCUGCCCAGUGCGGUCUUGGACUGGGCAAGGCAGGCGAUCGUCCGCCGAUGCCUCGCGCAGACCGGGCGGGGAGGAAAGUUUCUGGCCCGCGCCAGAGUGGAGACAGCCACGGCAGGGAGAUGCUAUGCAAGACAGGAGGGUGACACUGUGCUAAGAAGGGGACAACCGGAGGGCUGCGCGGGCAGGACGGGGUCCCGGGCGCGGUCCCCCGGAGGCGAACCGCGGGGUGCGCUGUCCAAGGUGCAAGGGAGGCGGUUGGUGCGUGGCAGGCGCGGAGCCGGAGCGGACACUAGCCAGCCAGCGGCAAAAAGAGCGGAGAGCAGCUGUUUGGGGCGCCGGGCACCCCCAGCUCAUAAAAGUGCGGGAGCCCGGGGAGCGGUGGCGAAGGGCGCAGGGGGCUCCCCCACUCCGCUGCCUUCCAGCCUCACCUCCAGCUCCGUUCCCCUCCCCCCUCGCCCACUCCUCUCCGUGCCUUGUCCCCGGGCCGCGGCGGGGGCGGGACCGGGAACCCGGCCCCCCACCCCCCGGACUGCCAGUCCCGACGCCCCGGGGAUGCUGCGGGCCGCGGAGCCGCUUACCUGGGGCCACGGUGCGGGGAUUCAAGGCAAGCGAGCGCGGGGCGCGGCGCGGCUCCUCCUCGCCUCGGCGUCUCCUCCGGAUCGCGCUUCUGCCGGACUCCGUCCGGGGCUCAGAGCAGCCAGACGGGGCCAGACUGCGGCCGCCGCUCGCGCCGCCGCCGCUGCCGCAGACAGAGGACGCCCCGUGGCGGCUGGAAGCCUGUUUGCCACAAAGCAGUCAAAUAUUAACUUCUUCAGAAACACAGGGCUGUGACAGAGAGCCUGGAGGCAAAC